Molecule: messenger RNA, 1101 nt
Organism: Phaeoacremonium minimum UCRPA7
Lineage: Eukaryota; Fungi; Ascomycota; Sordariomycetes; Togniniales; Togniniaceae
Product: putative homoserine dehydrogenase protein
Exons: 2
Coding region: 1-1101 (366 amino acids)
Biological process (GO): L-homoserine biosynthetic process; aspartate family amino acid biosynthetic process
Molecular function (GO): NADP binding; homoserine dehydrogenase activity; aspartate kinase activity
Source: RefSeq, a predicted model, not a curated record
AUGGCUCCUGCACAGCAAGUGUAUAUUGCCGUGAUUGGCGCUGGAGGGGUAGGAAAGUGCUUCCUCUCCCAGCUCGAGUGGCUCGCCGCACGACGACCCUCGCCCCGUCUGACGCUCUGCUACAUCUCCACGUCGUCCAAGUCGCUCUACAACGACGACUACUCCCCGAUUGACAUCUCUGCCGCGGUCUCGCAGCUCCAGAGCAGCAGCAGGGGCGCCCCGCCUCCGUUCUCUAAGAUCGCCGACUACCUCGCCGCCGCUCCCUCGAAGGUCGUGCUGGUCGACAACACAAGCUCGCAGGACAUUGCCGAAGCCUACCCUCUGUUCCUCAGCCGCGGCAUCAACAUCGUCACCCCGAACAAGAAGGCGUUCUCUGGCUCCUACAAGCUAUGGAAAGAGAUCUUCGGCGCGGCUGCCGCCUCGGGGGCCAACAUCUUCCACGAGGCCUCAUGCGGCGCUGGCCUACCAGUCCUGUCCACGCUGAAGGACCUGGUCGACACUGGCGAUGAGGUUACUAAGAUCGAGGGUGUGUUCAGCGGGACCAUGUCCUUCCUGUUCAACUCGUUCGCGCCGACAGAGGGGUCUGGCGGCAAGUGGUCCGACGAGGUCAAGAAGGCAAAGCAGCUGGGCUACACCGAGCCCGACCCGCGGGACGACCUAAACGGUCUGGACGUCGCCCGCAAGCUGACCAUCCUGGCAAGAAUGUCCGGACUGGAAGUGGAGUCUCCCACCUCUUUCCCGGUCCAGAGCCUGAUCCCCAACGAGCUCGAGUCCGUUUCAAGCGGCGACGAGUUCCUCGAGAAGCUGCCCGGUUUCGACGCGGAGAUGGAGGAGGUCAAGGCAUCGGCCGAGAAGGAGGGCAAGGUGGUGCGUUUCGUCGGCAGCAUCGACGUGGCGAGCAAGGCAGUCAAGGUCGGGCUGGAGAAGUUUGACCGGUCGCACCCGAUCGCGGCGCUCAAGGGCAGUGAUAACAUUAUCAGCUUCUACACUAAGCGGUAUGGAAGCAACCCCCUGAUCGUACAAGGCGCUGGCGCCGGCGGCGACGUGACGGCGAUGGGCGUCACGAGCGAUCUCCUCAAGGUUCUGUCCCGGAUCGCGUAG